This is a messenger RNA of Lizanozyma spartinae, 2994 nucleotides long. It is a transcript of the gene FLO8, whose product is annotated as Flo8p. Bases 1 to 2994 code for a protein of 997 amino acids. The transcript has a single exon. The record is from RefSeq and is a predicted model, not a curated record. NCBI's taxonomy places the organism in Eukaryota, Fungi, Ascomycota, Pichiomycetes, Serinales, Debaryomycetaceae. Gene Ontology annotation, molecular function: protein binding.
AUGUCAUCAGCGACCAAUAAGGGCAAUACUAUCAGUAACAAUAACAACCCUAAUAGUAAUACUAGUGAAUCGAGUUCUCGCCCUGGUACUGGCUCGUCAUCAUCUAUGGGACCAUUAACUACUAUGUCCGGCACCGGGCCCACCAAUACUUCAGCCACUGUUUCCAAAAACCCUAUUAUCUCGGAUGCACAUGCCACGAAUCCCAAACAACUACUUAAUGCUUAUGUUUAUGACUUUCUUAUUAAGUCGAGGUUACCGCAAACUGCCCGGUUGUUUCUCAAUGAGGCGGAUAUACCUCAGUUUAACGGACCUUUGACUCCGCUGAGUAACUUUUGUGCCAAUCCCAAUACAACGAAUAACACUCCCAAUAGUUCUAAUGGGACCAAUAACGGGAACAGUACUAGUGGUGGCAAUAGUAAUGGUAAUACUAGUGGUAACAACAACAAUAAUAACAACGGCAAUAACAGCUCCAAAAAUAAUAGUGGUAAUAACAAAAACUCUGGUUCUAUAGGUAAAGGGUCAUCCCAGGUGGAUGACUUACCAAAGAUGUCUAUUACCAUGGACACACCCCAGGGGUUUCUUUAUGAAUGGUGGUCUGUGUUUUGGGAUAUAUUCCAGGCUAAGAACAACAGGGAUCUGCUGAACCCAUCACCGUUGGCAUUGCAGUACUAUCAAUUGCAGAUCUUUAAACAGAGACAACAACAACAGCAGCAGCAGCUUCAAAACCAGAUUGUACAACAGCAGCACUUUUUGCAGCAACAACAAACACAACAACAACAGCAGCAGCAUCAGCAUCAACAACAACCUCAUCAACUACAACAACUUCCUCCUCCGCUGGAUAAUCAACAACAGCACCCUCAAAACCAACUGCAAUUGCAACAACAGUUUCUUAACCAACAACCACAGCAGCAACAGCAGCCAUUCAGAGGACAAAUUCCUCAACAGCAGGGCCAACAGGGCGGGCAACAGUUCCUUCAGAGGCAGCAACAACAACAACCACCUCAACCUCAACCUCAACAUCCUGAUCUGCAACCUCAACAGUCAAUACAGCAGCUUCAUAAUCAAAACCAACAGUCACAAAUGGGUAUGCCUACCCUGGCCACGGGUCCCCAACAGAUGCGACAACACAUGGGAGGAGCAGGUAUGUUUGUGAAUCAGGCAGGGAGUAGCAUUCAACCUCCCGGUCCGUCUCCCCCACAACAACAGCAACAACAUCCAACUCAACCUUCUCAGAUGCAAAUGCAGAUGCAAAUGCAGAUGCAAAUGCAACUGCAACAACAUCAAAUGAACCAAGGCAUUCCCCAGCAACAAAUGGGACAACAAAUGCCAAUGCAACAGGAGCGUAUCAACUCACAACCGCAACAGCAACAACCUCCAGGUGCUGGUGGAAGAUCUCAACAAGGUGGUCCACACAAUAUUCCUAAUGCUGGCAACGGACCUCUGCCUUUCAAUCCGUACACUCAAAGUGGAGGAAGUCAAAUGCCCAAUCAGGAUCCAAGUGAUCCCAGCCAACAACCCCUACAACAAGCAUCACAAGCAUCCAACCUUGGUUCUUCUGAGUUUGGAGGGUACCCCGGUGGAUCAUCAGGAAAUGGUGCUCAACCAUUCCCCAACCAAAGAUUUGCAAUGGGAAAUGACAUGAAGAAUAACACCAGAGGAGUAGCAACAGGAGCAGCCGCAACUGGAGCUGGUGUUGUUAAUGGAAAUAACAAUAUCAAUAGACCAUUAUUUCAACAGGGUCAAGCCCAAGGUGGAUUUAACCAACCAGGAAUGGUUGGUGGAUCCGCUGGAGGUGGUAGGGGCCCUCAACCACAACCAGCAUAUGGACAAGAUCAAUUACCUCAGCAACAACUACAGCAACAAAAUCCAACAAAUAACGGAUUUAAGGGAGAUAACCGUAAUAUCACCGCGUUGCAAGAUUAUCAGAACCAAUUGAUGCUUUUAGAGAAGCAGAAUAAGAAACGAUUGGAUAUUGCAAGGAAUAGUAGCGGAUCACUUGAACCAGUUACUGGUGGUGGACUUUCCAACUUUGGAAGCAGCUCACAAGCAGCAACAGGAGGAGGAGAUAAUACUAUUAAGUCAGGGAUGAUGAAUGGUGGGAACAAUAUGGAGAUGACCGACCACUCAAAACCAAAGGGAUCUUCCAACAACAGUCCAGUUAUUCAUAAUAAACCUUCACCUAAUAUGAAGAAGGCCAAAAAGGAAUCAUCGACUCCAACAUUGGCUUCAGCUGUGAAGAGAAGUCUGUCUGUUAGUGCUCGUAGAAUGAGCAAUACCAUGGGGAAUACACCUGGAUCUUCAACGCCAUCUAUGAAUACCAUUAAGAAGGAAUAUUCUACGCCCAUGACCCCAGCUGCUGAAUUAGAUCAUGCGUUGUCCAGUUUUGGGUCUGCAGCAAGCAAUAAUCCGCCUACCGCUGGCAAUGCAGCUGGAGCAGCUGGAGGUAAUAAACGUAAGCGUAAGGUACCACCAGCCGUGACGGAAUCACCAAAGAAGACCAUCAAGAGUUCACCUAAGCUCAAGAAGGAAGAUCAACAGGCGGACCAACAACUACAAUCCAAAGAAGUUACUAAGAACAACAACAACAACAACAACAACAAUAAUAAUAAUAAUAGUAACAAUAAUAAGGAAGUCAUGCCACCACCUACUACUGGUACUGCUAGUGGUACUAAUAAUAGUAGUGUGACGAAAUCUUCAACCAAUAUGAAUGGAGUUGGUAGUAGUGACUCAAUUAUUGGACCUGCCACUAGUAACCUGGGAAUGAACAUGGUUCAAAAUGGAGUGACUACCAUGUCAGAAACAUCUCUUUCAUUAGAGUUUGUUGAUGAUCAUGAAUUGGGACAUGCUUCUGGUGAAUUAGAUGCAGCCUUAACUGCUGCCCCCAGUGACGUUUUCAAUCCUGGAGAUGGCAAUAUUGAUGAGUUGUUCAACUUCAAUCCUUUCUUGGGAGGAGCAGGUGGUGAUCCUAUUGAUGACCAAUUUUCAUGGGAAUAA